Tribolium madens (black flour beetle) is the source of this 3479-nucleotide messenger RNA. It is a transcript of the gene Bcat, whose product is annotated as branched-chain-amino-acid aminotransferase, cytosolic. NCBI's taxonomy places the organism in Eukaryota, Metazoa, Arthropoda, Insecta, Coleoptera, Tenebrionidae. Gene Ontology annotation, molecular function: branched-chain-amino-acid:2-oxoglutarate transaminase activity. Gene Ontology annotation, biological process: L-leucine biosynthetic process; L-valine biosynthetic process. The record is from RefSeq and is a predicted model, not a curated record. The transcript is spliced from 6 exons. Gene Ontology annotation, cellular component: mitochondrion. Bases 348 to 1601 code for a protein of 417 amino acids.
ACAAUAAUGAUUGAAAUCAAUGGUUCACCAUCACUGUUUUUAUUUUUACAAGAGUUCUUGUUCGAGAUUCUUCUUGCGUCAUCUGUAACUCUAUUAUUAUAUUGCGAAAGAUAAGACGUUGAUUCUUUCUCCUAAAUAUACUCCCGUUUAUAAAAUAACCGGCGAUAACUAUUAAUUUAUGUAUUUAAUAUUCAUGCGUUCAAGCUUACAAUACACCAGUUGAGCGACAAACUUCAAACUAUAACAAUAUUUCAAUUUAAAGCGAGCAGUAUUCCCUACGUAUUAUUAUUUCAAAUAUCUCCGAGUGAGUGUCUCGUUUGUGUUUUGUUGUGAUAUUCAAAAAGAAGAUGUCAGUCAUUACAACCAAACAGUGCGCCUGCAAAUGGGUCCUCCAACAUCAACACAAACUAAAACAAGCCGCAAGAGCUUGCAGUCUAAAAGUAAAAGAAGUUUUAGGACUCGACGAACUAAAAACCUACGAGCAGUAUAACGACUCCGAAUAUACCUUUCGACACAGAGAUUUGACAACGAAAUUGGCCGAACCGGACCAACUCCGGGCCAAACCCGACGUUUCCGAAUUAAAAUUCGGCCAGAUUUUCUCCGACCACAUGCUCAAAAUCUUCUACCACAAGCAACUAGGGGGUUGGCAGAAACCAGUGAUUAUUCCAUUUGAAAAUAUCUCGCUUCACCCAGCCGCCAAAGUCCUCCACUAUGCCGUUGAGCUUUUUGAAGGUUUGAAAGCUUACAGAGGCGUGGAUGGGAAAAUCCGGAUUUUUCGACCGGAUUUAAAUAUGAGAAGGAUGAAUUUGUCGGCGCAAAGGGCCGGUUUGCCCACUUUCGACGGGGAGGAACUCACUAAGUGCCUCAAUCGGUUAAUUCAAGUGGACCAAGAGUGGGUCCCACAUAGCGAGGGUUCGAGUCUUUACAUCAGACCCACACUUAUCGGGAUUGAUGGCACUUUGGGUGUUGCCCAAUCCGAGUCAGCCCUACUCUUCACCAUCUUGUGCCCAGUGGGCAACUACUUUUCCGGGGGUUCUGAAUCAGUGUCCCUUUUGGCGGACCCCCAGUAUACAAGAGCUUGGCCUGGCGGUGUUGGUGACCGUAAAAUGGGUUCCAAUUAUGGUCCCACGAUUCGAGUUCAAAGCACAGCUAACAGCAAAGGGCGACAACAGGUGUUAUGGUUGUAUGGGCCCGACCAUCAAGUCACUGAAGUUGGAACCAUGAACAUUUUCAUCUUUUAUAUAGACAACAACGGCGAAAAGGUUUUGGCCACGCCGCCUUUGAACGGUUUGAUUCUUCCGGGGGUUACAAGACAAUCGAUUUUACAAAUGACACAAGAAUGGAAGGAGUUUAGGGUUGAGGAAAGGAUACUCACUAUGGACGAAGUGAUAACGUUGCUACGUAGUGAUAGGUUGCUCGAAAUGUUUGGUUCGGGAACAGCUUGUAUAGUUAGUCCUAUUGGAUCCAUAGAAUAUAUGGGCGAACUUUUGAACAUACCAACGACCGAACACGAAAAACCACUCUAUAAGAAACUAAGAGAACAAUUAUUUGCAAUACAAUAUGGACAUAUUGAACACCCAUGGGCCCGAGUCAUAGAAUAGUAGUCCCAUCAAUGAACACCCAAAAAGGGGUUGUAGAAUACAUGGUUGGGAAAGGAAUUUUUGACUUAACAGCUGUGUUUGGAAUGGUAGGAAGGUAAACGUACUAAAAGUCCUCAGUCCUCCGAGGUGAACGGGGAGGUGCCGUUUUAUGGUUUCUCGCUUAUAUCUCAAAAACGGUGCGUGUUACGAAAAAAUGUUCAGGUGUGAAAUUAAAGCUUAUAAACAGACCUACAGAUUGGUUUUUCGUUUUUUUUUCUAUCUUAAAUAGUUUUCAAACAAUUGUUUGUCCCCUUUGCACCAUGGUGCCAAGUUUACAGCAAAAGUUGAUUGUGUGAAGAUUGUGUGAAUGUGAUCUCACUCAGUCACUCCCUAGGAAAGUGGGGUUACGUUCACUUCUUGCAUGAAAAUGUAUCCUUGCUAUUUUAUAUUGUGGUUGUGAGCACACAGGAUAGGUAAAACACUAAUAUUCCUAUUUAUAUUAUUUCUCAAUCAAGUCUAACGAAAAAUAAAGUACAAAUUGUCCAUGACAAUACUAACAGUAUUUACAAAAGUCAAAAAGAGAGCCUAUAGCACAUGAAGAGCACUCUCAUUUUAAUUUAAUUAUUAUGUUAUAAAAAAUCAAUUAACCAACACAUUUAUGAAUUAUUAAUCCAAAGUUUAAAAUGAUUGGCUUCCCUCGUUAUUAGGUAUAAUGGCCGACCUUAAACGGACCAAUUAUAUCAUUAUAUGCCUUUAAUUUUGAAUGAAUCCAAAAAUCUAAAGUGAUUGGUUUUUUAUAUUAUUAUAAUGGCCGAUCAUAAACUAUCCAAUCACAACGUUACAACUUUUACAACAAUUUUACGUUAAUUCUCUAAUAAUUUUUUAGGGAGUGGGAUAUAUUUGCUCGAAAACUAUUUGAGAUAAGUACAAAAAUCCGAGAUGACCGUCUUGUAGAUAAGCUUUAUUAUUUUGUGAAUAAUACUUAUUUUUGUUACAUAAGGUCUUAAAAUCCAGUUUUUGCGGACGAAUCGUUGCUGGAAUAGUAUAUGAGUCCGCAAAAAAGUUUUAGGUAGAUACAUGUUACAAACAAUAUUUUUUAUUAAAGCUCCCAAAGACACAUCAUUCACACCUCUUAUUAUUUGUGAUUAAUGUCAUCUCAGACCAAAAAUUUCUCGAAAAUAGUGAGCUCCAGAUUUUAACCACUAUAGUAACCAAAUUGGUUUUUUCUUCCACAAAAACUGUAUUUUAGGUACUAAGACCCAAAAUGACUAUUUUAUUGAGUUCGAAAAAGACUCAUUUUGAGGACUCAAAUGAGUUCGUAAAAUAGCUAUUUUUGGGAGCGUAUACAAAACACAUUUUUCGUAAUUUUUAUGGAUAUAAGCAAAAAAAUAUAAAACGCCACCCAACUGCGCCCUGCUUACCACGGACGACCGAGAACUUUCAGUAUGUUUACCACAAAAAUUCUGUUCUCGACAAAAUUUUACAACUUGUUCGUUGACUGGACUACAGGCACUUUUUAUUUUUUAACCGUUUGUGGUAAAAAUCUCUCAAUGACUGUGUUAUCAGAAUAAUUAGACUUACCUAAGUUCCUAUACUAUUUUUUAUUGUGUGCACAUGUGCACUUUGCAUUUGUAGGUAGGUUUAGGUAUUUAAAAGCUUAUUUAAGCAAUUUGUGAUUUUUCCCAAAGUUGAAAUGAACAGGAUGUAAGUACAGGGUGUAGUGCGUAACACACUCUGUUUUUUGUUUCAUUUAGUUUAAAUGGUUUGUUCAAAUGUCCACAAGUAUGGUCACUAUGACCUCAGUUAAGAGGUAACAAUGUUUAAGUCAGAAUAAGAUAAGUUUGAAAUAUGUCUUUAUUUAUACAAAAACUUUAUUAUAAUAUAUUUAUUACCUAUUUU